UGCUAAAGUUUGGUAUUAGUUAGCUUCAAACACAAUGGCAGUUCAGGUUUGUUUAAGUGUUUACUUCUUUGCCUUGCUUUUUGUGGGUUCAUUUGGUCUUCCCUUAAAAGGCUCAAAAUCCACUGACCAGAGCAGCACUGAUGCACAUGACUCGUCUUACUAUGCUUCAAACCCAAGAGUGGCCUCGGAAUAUGCUGCAUCUAUGCACCACGGUACUGCAAGAAUUAUGUCUCAGCCGCUGCAGUUCUUUGUCCAAGAGCCCAGUCUCUCUCACGAGAGAAGUGAGGGAGCUGAGGCUGCUCCAGAGGAUUUUUACUCUUCUGGCUCUGAGUCUUCUAUUCAAGCUGAACAGUCUGAAGCGGCACAACCUGGUAUGCCUGAGGCAAAGUGGCUUGUACCUCCACAAAGCUUUGAGGAAGCAUCAGUCGAUGCCCAGGCCCAAAGUACCAGUGAGCUCCUCCCACAGCCUCCUCUGCCACCAGCUGGACCUGUCCUCCAGUCAGGAGAGACUUCCAAUAUUGUGAAGGAAGCUGAACUGGGAAACUAUCAACAGCAGACUGAGGAAUUUGGCUACCCAGCUGACCUUACAGAAUCUCAGCAAAGCUCCACAAACAUGGUUAUACCAAGCGUUGUCUUGCCAGGUUACUGGGGUAACUUUUAUCCUGGCUUUGACUACAGGCUCCUGUAUGGUCUGUAUCCUCCUGGCACAUACAGCACAUUCAGCCAGAGCCAUGAGGGGGGCAAAGACUACUACAAGGAUGUCCACUACCUGAAGGAACACGAGUCUGAGGAAGAUGAUCAAGGUCCUUACCAGCAGAAGAUCUUCCCAGGUCCUCCACAGUACUCAACUGGUCAAUAAGUGCCCUCAAGUGGUUGAACACUUGGUGGUGACUGAAAUGAUCUUUAAUUCAAUAAAAAUGUUUGACCUACUGA
Molecule: messenger RNA, 933 nt
Organism: Oryzias latipes (Japanese medaka)
Lineage: Eukaryota; Metazoa; Chordata; Actinopteri; Beloniformes; Adrianichthyidae
Source: RefSeq, a predicted model, not a curated record